Molecule: messenger RNA, 4326 nt
Organism: Diatraea saccharalis (sugarcane borer)
Lineage: Eukaryota; Metazoa; Arthropoda; Insecta; Lepidoptera; Crambidae
Source: the annotation of a GenBank genome assembly
CGGUAAUAUGCGCGCGUGCGCCCACAUUACAGAUCUAACGUUUCGCGGGCAAACACAGCGCGAGCGUAAACAUGACGUCCAAUUUAAAAGUUUUGCGCGGUAAUUUUUCGCGCCAACUAUUUUACUAUGUGAAAAAUGGAACGGAAAAAAAAUUGAAGGCGAAUCGAGUAUUCUGUCAACAUUUCGUGAGAUCUCUAGCCACACAGACUGCGCCUAAUUUGGAUAUCAAGGAUCUGUCUUCGCCAUGGGGCGAUAUCCAAGUUAAUAAUGAAACAUUGACUGAUCACGUUUUUUCCGACUUGGAGUUAUGGGCAGACCAACCCUCAUUGACAUGCGGCAUUUCCGGUCGUUCAUACGACUAUGGAAUGAUGCGGAUGAUGAUAGAGCGAUGCGCGUCCGCUCUAUUAGCCGCGUUGUCUCUGACUCCAGGCGAACGGAUCGGCCUCAUACUGCCAAAUAUUCCAGAGUUCGCUGUGCUCAUUCAUGGAGCGAUGCGAGCCGGCCUCGUGGUCACGUUCGCUAAUCCAUUGUACACUGCAGAUGAAAUGAAACGUCAAUUUUCCGAUUGCCACGUGAAGGCAAUCGCGACCAUUGAAAUGUUCAUGCCGGUUGCCGAAGAAGUCAGUAAGGCUCUCAAGGACUACAAAGGCACCAUUUGGGUAGGCGGCGACGAUGACAAAACGAAAGGUAUUUUCGGUUUACGUUCACUUCUAAUGGCGGACCAUAGCGCUGAUCUUCCAAACUUGAAUGCUGAUGACGUGUGCCUGAUUCCAUACUCCAGCGGCACUACUGGAAUGCCCAAAGGCGUGAUGCUCACCCACAAAAACCUGGUCAGCAACCUCAAACAAGUACACUGUCCGAAAGUCAUGAAAUACGGUGGUGAGAAAGGUAAAGGCGAUGUCAUAUUGACAGUGCCACCCUUCUUUCACAUUUACGGCUUCAACGGAAUUUUAAAUUACAACCUUAAGUUAGGUUACCACAUCGUCUCUAUGCCAAAAUUCACACCAGACGACUACAUAAAAUGCUUAGUGCAGUACAAGCCGACCACACUGUUCGUGGUGCCAUCUUUGCUGGCGUUCCUCGGCACCCAUCCGAUGGUCACCAAGGAUCAUCUGCAAUCAGUGGAGACCAUCAUGGUGGGCGCCGCACCAACCACUGACAGUAUACUGGAGAAGUUCCUGCUCAAAUGUCAGAAGACCAAGGAUGAAGUCAGAUUGUUGCAGGGUUACGGUAUGACGGAGAGUUCGCCCGUGUCCCUGAUGACCCCGUACGAGUACCCGCACGGCAAAGUGGGCUCCGUGGGGCAGCUGGUGUGCAGCACGCAGGGCCGCGUCGUGUCGCUCACCGACGGCCGCGCGCUGCCGCCGCACCAGUCGGGGGAGCUUUGGAUACGCGGCCCGCAGAUUAUGAAAGGAUAUUGGAACAACGAGGCUGCUACCAAGGAAACGUUGGACAGUGAAGGCUGGCUGCAUACCGGCGACGUGGCUUACUACGACGAGGACCAUUACUUCUACAUAGUAGACAGGACUAAGGAGCUCAUCAAAGUUAAAGGCAACCAGGUAUCUCCUACAGAAAUCGAGAGUAUAAUUAUGGAGAUGCCAGAAGUGGCUGAUGUGGCGGUGGUGGGUAUGCCGGACCAUCUCGCAGGCGAGUUGCCCAAAGCGUUCGUCGUACAAAAACCAAGAGGACAACUCACCGAGAAGCAAGUUUACGACUUCGUCGCUCAAAAACUCACUAAAUAUAAGCAUCUAGACGGCGGAGUCGCUUUUCUAGACGCCAUUCCUAGGAAUGUCGCUGGCAAAAUCAUGAGGAACGAACUCAAAGUGCUCGGCAGGAAAAAGUAGAAAAUCCGUUUUUUAAAUAAGAGUAUUAUUUUUGAUAUUGUAUAUACAUUUUAGUGAAAAUAUUAAAUCGAACCAGAAUAUGAUCUUUGUUAAGUUUGUAUAAUGACGGUUAGUACCUAGUUUUUAGUAUUUGCAAUAUGUAAGUAGGACUGAUUAAAUAGAAUCAUUGUUGAUGUUUAGUUUUAAGUAAUUAUCUAGUUGUAAAGCAAAACUCGACUUAAUAAUGAAACUGUGAUCUUUUUAGUUUUUUGUCUUUCCAAUCAAUUAAGUUUAAUGAACCUCUUUUUGUCAAUGUUAUUAUUUAUUAACUAAAUAAUGUGACAGUUUGAUAAUGUUUAUAAAAAGGAAUGACAUUUUAAAUAAUACAAUAGUGUAGGAAUGAAUUCAUUAUUAUUUUGUCAUAUUACAAAUAUAAAACUACAGUAAUUGUCAUCCAUUAGUCACACUGAAAUUAUCUGUACCUAGUAAAUACCACUGUCUUCGCUCAUUAUGAGAUCUAGUAGUUUCAGCCUAAUGUAAAUAUAAUUUACUAUGUAACUAUUGAAAUAAAUAAUGUUGAAUUUCUAUUAUUUUAGUAAAGCCAAUUUAUUAUUGACUAAUGUUUUAUUUUAUUUUCCCAAAAUAACUUAAGUAACUAACUAAAUGACAUAGUUGAUCCCUAUUUGAUGCUAGUAGCAGUCUUUAGUUAUAUGUAGAAAUGAAAUUACCACUAGAUAGAUGAUUCUGGGUAAAUACUUGAUUGAUACAUCCAACCCAGUCACCAAAAUAGGUAUAUGCCAUUCAUAACUUAGGAAAAGGCAUUCAGUAUACAUUGGUGUCAAUCUUUAAUUCAUUUUUUAUAUUAAUUAAGAAUUGAAUAAAAAAGACUAUAUUUAUCAUGCCAAUAGCAUUACUAAAUUAAUAUUAAAUUAUGAGCUUUUAUUCUCAGUUUCUUCAUCUGUGACUUUUACAUCUUCUACAAUGGCUUUUUCCUCUUUCUUUUCUUCAUUUGUACUUGAUUCAGAAGAGAUCUCUUUUGAUGUUUCUGCUGAAAAUUCAUCAGUUGGAAUAGUAUCAGGUGGUUGUGGUAGCUCAGACUGAACAUCACUUAUAGAGUAGUUGUCACUUUGAAUGGUAGGCGGUGAACCUUCUUGGAUACAAGUCUCUGGGAUUUUCUCAGCAGUCUCUUGUUGCUUUACAUCUUUUUCUUCCUCCAUGUUGGAGUCGGACUGACUCGAUUCCUCAGGCACAUCACAGUGACUUUCUAUUGCUUUUGGAGAAUUACUAUUACCAUCAGUAUUAUCACUGGAAGAUGAACUUUCUUCACUAGAAGUUGGUACAUCAGAUGGAACUUUACUAUCCGACUCUUCUUUAGAGUUGGAAUCUGAACUACUUUCAUCAAUGUUGGUUUGUUGAUAUUCUAUGAUAGAUUUGCAUUCUGCUUUUUCUGAGGGUUCUUCCGUUUUUACAGAAUUUUCUUGUUCAGAUAAUCUCUGUUCAGUCAUUUCAGCAUCAUCAACUUUGAUUUCUGGUAUAAUCAGUUUUUGCUCUUCACUAGCAUCUGCCGUUUUCAUCUCUACGUCCAUUUUUGGUUUUUCAAAUUCUGAUGACGUAUCUGCAGGUUCUAGUUUGUGUUCUUCCAUGACAGAAGUGGUUGGUUGUUGGACUGUUUCAGUUGAUGAUUUUGUUUCUCUCUCCAAUUCAUCAGUUGUUACAUUCAGUUCGGGAGGGGUUACAGAUUCAUAUUGUGUGGUCACUUUAUCUUGAACCUCCAUAGGAGCAUCUUGUUUUGCUUUCAAUCUCGCUUCAAUAUCAUCAACAGAAAUGUGGGUAUCAGAAGAACUCGGUUGAGGUUCUGAACUUUUUUGGGCUUCUGAGUUUUCUUUCCAUGACAUAUCUUCCAUCUCAACAUCCACAUUGUACUCCGAAUUAUUGUCCGACCCAUUAACAAUAGGUUCCAUCGCCUCUCCGUUUUCAGGUUCUAUAUGACGUUGGAUUCCUGGUUCUCUAGUGCUGACAACUAAAAUGUUUUUCUCUACAGCCCUCAUAAAUUUAUCCACCCUAUUAUACUGCUUACGAGGAUAUGUUAACAGUUCACAUAUUCGUUGAACAGUAAACGGUGCUGAUGUGAAGGAAUCUAGACGCUCUAACAAACUAUUUUUCAUUAUAUCAUAAUUGAAUGGGUCUACAUUUGGAUAUGGCGGAAUGUCAAUGCCAGGCGUGGUUUCAUAAAAGUCCGUAAUCACAUUCAAUAGCUUUUCCUUGAAUAAACAUUUUACCAAAGGCCAUUGAUACACAGGAUCACCGGUGCGGGCUACAUACGCCAAGUAGUCGUUUAGUUCUUGAGGAAUAAUUUUAGGCUUACGUUUCGAAAAUUCUUCCAGGAAGUGGAAAAUUUCUUCGGCAUUUUCCAUUUUCAUGGAAUUAAGUUUAGCAAACAGAGUAAUCUAAGUCAACGGAGUAAUAAUUUUGCUACAAUAAACGAGAAUGACACGGAAAACAC